UUGAGCCUGCGAACAGCCCUAUUUACAAAGGCCACCCUAAGCACCAUAACUUCAACAGCGAGCCUGUGAAGCUUUCUAGGGUUUCCAAGCGGAGAAGAGUGGAAGACGGCAAUGUUCUCGCAUCGGAGACGCCUCCCCGACGAAGACGACCUACUCCGUUCCCCCUACGGCAAGCGCCACCACCGCAGCUCUCCUUCCCCUUCUCGCCGCUCAGCCACUCCCCCCAACAAAAGUCGCCGGUCUUCCUUCUCCUCCUACCUCGAUGUCCCCAACCUACCCUCCAAGAUUCGUCUUAUAUGCGAAAUCAUCGCCUCUUCACACUCAAUUGAAUCAUCUCUCAACGAUCAGGGUAUCACCAUCACCUCCGAUGACGUCGAGGAAGUCCUCAAGCUCUCCUACUCCCACCCCGCAGCUGCCAUCAAGUUUUUCCGCUGGAGUGGCCCCCGCAUCCGUCAGCAGCUGUCCCCUUACUCAUGGAACCUUGUUGUCGACCUCCUCGGCAAGAACCUCCUCUUUGACGCCAUGUGGGACGCCGUGGCCUCCAUGAAAUCCGAAGGCCUUGUGUCCCUCGCCACCUUUGCUUCCAUCUUCUCCUCUUUUGCUGCCGCGAGCCGCCCCACUGAUGCCAUUGCCGCCUUCGAACUCCUCGUGCAUCACGGCAUUCCCCAGGAUACCACUGCGCUGAAUUCCCUCUUGUCGGCGCUUUCUCGCGAAGGUCUCACAUCAGCCGCACUUGAUACCUUCCGCCAUAUUUGGCUGAGAAUCCCUCCCGAUUCCGAUUCAUAUGCCAUUCUUCUCGAAGGCUUUGAGAAUGAGAGGAAUUCUUCUGGUGCAUACGAGGUUUUUGAUGAAAUGAUUCUUAAAUUUGGCUGGGAUCCAAGCAAUGUUCCAGCUUACGACUCUUUCCUCAAUACAGUCUUAUCCCGCGGCAGAAGCGGCCUCGAUGAAUCCCUGAGGUGGCUGGCGAAGAUGAAGAUGCAAAGAUGCUUCCCUGGCGUCAAGUUCAUCGUCAACGCCAUCGAUGCUUGUGGUAAGCUCGGCGACUCGAAGGCGGCAAUCAUGCUCUGGGAUAAUCUCGUAGGCAGAAAUGGAAUGUUACCCACCACAGAGUUAUACAAUUCGAUGAUCUCUCUCUACUGUGAUUUGAAUCAUUUGGAGGCCGCUUAUCGAUUCUUCGACGAAAUGGUGCUCUACGGCGCGUUUCCCGAUUCAACAACUUAUGAGUUGAUGCUUCGGCUUCUGAUCAAGAACAAGCGGCGCGAAGAAGUUCCCGUGUUGCUUAACGAGAUGCUGAAGAACGAGUUCGUUCCAAGCACGGCGAUUUGUGAUUCUGUGAUGUAUCUGUUCAUGGAUAUAGGGGAUUCUGAAACUGCUCUGAAGGUCGGGAAGAUUAUUAUCGAGAAGGGGAUUGCCGAUGAGCGGAUUGGGAACUCCCUGAUUCUUUAUUUGCGGGAUCAUAAUCUGCUGCCGGAAGCUUGCAAAUUUGCGGAGAAUUUGAUCGAUAAAGAGAUAAGAUUGCACUCUUCCACGCUGUCGAAGUUGAAGAGCAGCCUGCAGCAUUUGGGUAAGGGUUAUAUAUAUGAAAGCAUUCUUACAAAAUGGCAAAAGUUUUCCAGCGAGCGAAUUUUGUAGAUUUGCAGUGCUUUGAUGUUAGAGUUUUGGUAAUGCACUAUUUGCUUACCUCCAUUAAUUUAGUUAUUUAUGCUGAGAGAACUUAAUUGAGGUGCAACGUUUUAAGUUAUAUACUGCAGUUUACUUUCUUCUGAAUUU
This is a messenger RNA of Phalaenopsis equestris, 1770 nucleotides long. RefSeq names its product pentatricopeptide repeat-containing protein At1g77360, mitochondrial-like. Gene Ontology annotation, molecular function: protein binding. The record is from RefSeq and is a predicted model, not a curated record. The transcript has a single exon. Bases 112 to 1632 code for a protein of 506 amino acids. NCBI's taxonomy places the organism in Eukaryota, Viridiplantae, Streptophyta, Magnoliopsida, Asparagales, Orchidaceae.